This is a messenger RNA of Prunus dulcis (almond), 1455 nucleotides long. RefSeq names its product tryptophan--tRNA ligase, cytoplasmic-like. Bases 55 to 1257 code for a protein of 400 amino acids. Gene Ontology annotation, biological process: tryptophanyl-tRNA aminoacylation. The record is from RefSeq and is a predicted model, not a curated record. Gene Ontology annotation, molecular function: ATP binding; tryptophan-tRNA ligase activity. Lineage: Eukaryota; Viridiplantae; Streptophyta; Magnoliopsida; Rosales; Rosaceae. Gene Ontology annotation, cellular component: cytoplasm. The transcript has 12 exons.
CAAAAUAGGCCGCCGAUUACAGAGACUGGGAGAGAGAGAGAGAGAGAGUGUGUGAUGGAGAAGAGAGAGGGAGAAGGAGAAGGUGAAGAAGAACAGGUAGUGAAUCCAUGGACGGUGUCGGCUAAAGGUGGCGGGAAAAUCGACUACGAUAAACUCAUUGACCAGUUCGGCUGUCAGAGGAUCGACCAGUCGCUCGUCGACCGUAUCCACCGCCUCACCUCACGUACUCCCCACGUGUUUCUCCGCCGCGGCGUCUUCUUCGCCCACAGGGACUUGAAUGAAAUUCUUGAUGCUCAUGAGAGAGGAGAGAAGUUCUAUUUGUACACAGGAAGAGGACCUUCCUCCGAGGCAUUGCAUUUGGGUCAUCUUAUCCCCUUCAUGUUCACUAAAUAUUUGCAAGAGGCCUUCAGGGUUCCUCUUGUUAUUCAACUUACUGAUGAUGAGAAAUGCAUGUGGAAAGAUCUGACCGUGGAAGAGAGCCAGAGACUCGCCAGGGAGAAUGCCAAGGACAUUAUUGCUUGUGGUUUUGACGUAACAAGAACCUUCAUUUUCUCUGAUUUUGAUUAUGUUGGUGGUGCUUUCUACAAGAACAUGGUGAAGGUUGGAAAGUGUGUCACAUAUAAUAAGGCUGUUGGAAUUUUUGGUUUCACCGGUGAAGAUCAUAUUGGAAAAAUUAGUUUUCCACCUGUGCAGGCAGUUCCAUCAUUUCCAAGUUCCUUUCCACAUCUUUUCGGUGGCCAAGACAAUCUUCAUUGCUUAAUUCCUUGCGCGAUUGACCAGGAUCCUUAUUUUAGAAUGACACGAGAUGUCGCUCCACGGAUUGGAUACCAGAAACCUGCGUUGAUUGAGUCUUCUUUCUUCCCUGCCAUGCAGGGAGAGACCGCUAAAAUGUCGGCCAGUGAUCCAAAUUCUGCCAUUUAUGUAACUGAUUCUGCAAAGGAAAUUAAGAACAAGAUAAACAGGUAUGCAUUUUCUGGUGGACAAGAUUCAAUAGAGAAACAUAGAGAACUUGGAGCAAAUCUCGAGGUAGAUAUACCAUUCAAAUAUCUCAGUUUUUUCCUGGAUGAUGACGCUAAACUCGAAGAGAUAAGGAAGGAGUAUGGUGCAGGACGCAUGCUAACAGGUGAAGUUAAGCAACUACUUAUUCAGGUUUUGACUGAACUAGUUGAAAGACAUCGUAGGGCUAGAGCUGCUGUGACUGAUGAGAUGGUGGAUGCAUUUAUGGCGGUGAGGCCCCUACCCAAUAUGUUCAACUGAAGUUUGGUUUUGUAUGAUAUGGUGCCCUAAAGUGAUGGCUGUAUUUUCACAUCUAUUGUAAGGUUAACUUAAUGUAAGGGAUGAAACAGUUGUCAGCGAAGUUAUAAUUGUUAAUGUUACCAUCUCCAUCAACUCUCAACUGUAGCAGAAUUUUCAAUUGCAGAAUCCAUUCGAAAAACUGCAAUUGAUCAUCUCCUA